This is a messenger RNA of Aphanomyces astaci, 671 nucleotides long. Its product is annotated as 40S ribosomal protein S14. NCBI's taxonomy places the organism in Eukaryota, Oomycota, Saprolegniomycetes, Saprolegniales, Verrucalvaceae. The coding region runs from base 65 to 520 and encodes 151 amino acids. The record is from RefSeq and is a predicted model, not a curated record. Gene Ontology annotation, cellular component: ribosome; cytosolic small ribosomal subunit. The transcript has a single exon. Gene Ontology annotation, molecular function: mRNA 5'-UTR binding; small ribosomal subunit rRNA binding; structural constituent of ribosome. Gene Ontology annotation, biological process: ribosomal small subunit assembly; translation; maturation of SSU-rRNA from tricistronic rRNA transcript (SSU-rRNA, 5.8S rRNA, LSU-rRNA).
ACUCGGCGGACGAGUGUGCUCCUGCCAUUCCUUCAUUUGACGGCCUCCAUCCCCCACUUGAAGAAUGUCGAAGAAGGCCAAGGCUGUGGAAACCGUGACGGAAGUCGUCAAGCUCGGACCUACCAACCGUGAAGGUGAGGAAGUGUUCGGCGUGGCGCAUAUCUUUGCCUCGUUCAACGACACGUUCGUGCACGUGACCGACUUGUCGGGCCGCGAAACCAUCGUGCGUGUCACCGGCGGCAUGAAGGUCAAGGCCGAUCGUGAUGAAGCCUCUCCUUACGCUGCCCAGUUGGCCGCCCAAGACGUCGCUGCCAAGUGCAAGGACGUGGGUGUCACCGCAUUGCACGUGAAGAUCCGUGCCACGGGCGGGAACCGCACCAAGACCCCUGGCCCUGGUGCCCAAUCUGCGUUGCGCGCGUUGGCCCGCAACGGCCUCAAGAUUGGCCGCAUUGAAGAUGCCACGCCCAUCCCCACGGACAGCACCCGCCGAAAGGGUGGUCGCCGCGGUCGCCGCCUCUAAGCGCAUGGCGGGAACUCAACUCUCUCGCCUUGCUUUCGCGUUGGCUCCUUCGGCACUGCUCUUCGGGUUCUGGCUACAAUCUAUUUCGUAGUUGGAAUCCCUUCGACAGAACCAUCAACACAAAAAUAUACCAUGUUCUUGUGUUGAUCUA